Molecule: messenger RNA, 2384 nt
Organism: Hemibagrus wyckioides
Lineage: Eukaryota; Metazoa; Chordata; Actinopteri; Siluriformes; Bagridae
Gene: mettl25b
Product: methyltransferase like 25B
Exons: 9
Coding region: 199-1986 (595 amino acids)
Biological process (GO): rRNA modification
Molecular function (GO): rRNA (adenine-N6,N6-)-dimethyltransferase activity
Source: RefSeq, a predicted model, not a curated record
AAAAAGCAAGAGGGAUGAAGAGGAAUCGGAGAUGUUGUCAGGAGGAGAAGUGAAAAUGUUUUCAGUUACACUUUCAGAGCAGCAGCAGAAGGACUUGGCGAAGUGCCUUGUAUCGUUCCUGUCGAGAUAUAAACACAUAUCCGACUCUUAUAUCAUUGAGUUUUUCAGUGAGAACCUGUGGGAAACACUACCUGAAGGAUGGCAGAAAGCCUUGCGAGAUUUAUCACCACCACAGGUAGCAGACCUGCUGCUGGAAAGAGAGAUCAAGAACAGAGUAUUGCUGAAAUUAGCACUCAGUAUCACAUUAUCACUCCUCCUGAGUGUGCAAUAGCCUCAGCGGCAGGCCAGGCUGCAGCUUUACCUGGUGGGCCUGAUUUCUUUCUAGCCCAGAUUGUAGAUGACAGCUGUGUCAGCUACCCUUCUGUAUGGCCUUUAUCUUUACUGGCACUGCGGGCCACUGCUCACACACUGGCAUUUCCUCGGAUGCCUCCAGCCCACCGGUCCAAGGACACAGGAAAGCUGGAUGAAUUUAACUCGAACAGCAGUCAAAGCUCUCUGCUUGGCCAUAUCUUCCGCAAACAUGUGAAACCCAAGAAACAACAUGAGAUUCGUAAACUUGGCAUAUUGGUUAAACGGCUGUGUGACCAGACUCAGUGUAGCAGCGUGGUUGAUGUUGGGUCUGGGCAGGGCCAUUUGACCCGUUUCCUGUCAUUUGGACUUGGUAUGGAUGUUACUGGUGUUGAGGCUGAUCCCAAUCUAGUUUCUAUGGCUUCUAAAUUUGAUGGACAGCUCCUGUCGACCCUGGCCAAAGAGAGUCGUAAGACAGGCAUCACUCACACAGUGCUUGAUCCUGUACUCCGGCAUGUUGUUGGCUGGGUUAACCCCAGAGACACCUGGGAGUCUUUCCUUCAGCAGCUGGGGAAGAGGGAGAAGAACAGUGAGAGUUACCCAGGCACGGCAGGACCAUGUAAAAAGAGACAGCGGGUAUCGAUGACAUCAGACAAGGAACGUGAGCUUGAAACGGAGCUUGUUUGUGGAAGCCAGCACUUGUGCACAGAGGAUUGCAGUUUGGUAGAUUAUGUUGAUGAGAAUCCUGCUACGUCUGUUCUUCAGCAGACUGAAAGGGAAAACGAUGACUGUGUAGCUCGGUCGGACACUGUGACUGCCGAAUUUCGCCUUCAAACUGAUUGUGAAUGGAUUUCAUCCAUGCAUCCUGAAGUCUGCUCUAGUGGUAAAGAAUCAGUGUGUUCAGAUUUCAUACUGACUGGACUUCAUGCUUGUGGUGACCUUAGUGCUACUCUCCUCCGCCAUUUUGCUAACUGUCCCCAUGUUCAAGGAAUCACCUCUGUAGCCUGUUGCUAUAUGAAAAUCACAACCAAGGAGAACCCUACACCACCUGGAGUCAACCUUCCCUGUUUGUCUGAUAACACAAAUGAAGUAUCACAAUCAGAAUAUGGCUACCCGAUGAGCGAGUGGGUGAGGCAGUUGCCCGGACAUGAGCUAUCCUAUAAGGCACGUGAGGGAGCAUGCCAUGCAAUCGAGGACUAUCUACAUAGGUUGAGAGAUGAGAGCUCGCUGCUGAAAACACACUGCUACCGAGCAGCCCUGGAGAGUAUAAUCAGAGCAGAGAAGCCUCAGCUACGCAGAGCAGGCAUCCAGACCAUUAAAAAGGCCCAUACGCUAACUUUCGCAGAGUAUGCCCGUCUGGGGCUCACCCGUGUUGGCUUGCCUGCUGACCUGACAUUUGACCCUGUCAGUGUGGAAGGCCUGCUGGAGCAACAGGGCAGAGUGGUGGUAUAUUUCAGCCUGGCUUUGCUGCUGGCUCCAGUUGUGGAGACUCUGGUUCUUCUAGACAGAAUGCUCUUUCUACAGGAGAGAGGUUUUCAAAGCCAGCUGAUUCCACUGUUUGAUCCAGCACUUUCGCCCCGAAAUCUUGUGCUGGUGGCAGUGAAACCAAAAAAAGAUGGAGAAGAGGUCAUUCAGUAGAACAGUUCACAACAGUCUUCUUCAAUUACUGCCCAGAAUGCCCAAAAUAUCCAAGGCUGGAUUUGCUUAAAAGGGAAAUUGCACUGAUGGGACUCUUUUUUUUUUUUUUCUUUUUUUUCUUGACAUUGUUUUGCUGAAAUUCAGCAUUCUGAAUUUUAAAUAACUUUUUAAACCUGCUGACAAGUCUUUUCCACUAAGUUGUACUGACAUUUUAUGUUUUUAUUAGCCUCAUUCAACAAAACUUUGUCUGGAACUCAAUAUAACUGGCAAAAACCCUUAAUAACAGGAAAGAUAUUUAUUUUAAAUCUCCCUGUAAAUUUAUGCCUGUUGUCAAUUAUGUCUAAAUUGCAUCUGACUGUGAUCUUAUUGAUUUUAUUUUGAUAUAGCUUUUUAAAACA